Linum trigynum is the source of this 1772-nucleotide messenger RNA. Lineage: Eukaryota; Viridiplantae; Streptophyta; Magnoliopsida; Malpighiales; Linaceae. The record is from the annotation of a GenBank genome assembly.
ACGUCUACUGGUUAUUCAUUAAGUUUUCAAUCUAUAGAUUAUCAAAUUUUGUGUUGGUUGCAAGGUUGUUUAUCACAUGAAAUCCAAAAAUGAAAUUUGCAAUCAUUCUUGACACCUAAGAUCAAAUAGUGUGGUCGCCUUAUUAAAUUUUUAUGAGUAAAUUUCCUUGCAUGAUUUAUGUUUUUUAUUUUUAGUAAUGAUAGUCAAUAAAUCGGGUUAGCAUGUUGAAAAUUAUACGAGUAUGAUUCCAGCAACUAAAUCAUUCAAAAUUUUUAUGGUAUUAAAUAAAACAUGUCUUGAUGUGGACAAUUACUAAAAUUAAUACUACUAAUAAAAUUCAUCGGACCAAUGGACGGGCCCUAAUCUAGUUUUAGUUAAGGAAUUUUCCCCGGUUUUGGAUUAGAGAAAUGGAAUUAGAUGUGAGUUAAUAUAUAUUUAAAAUAAUAUUUUUAUUUAAAUAUUAAUAAUCAAGCACUAAUAAUUCGUAAUAGAUUUUUGAAGAAAAAAAAAAGAAUCACGGGCGCCGUUCGACACCGGGUUUCGGAGCGACUGCCGCCGUACGAAGCGGCCGCUCGAAGAGACCCCCAUCAUACGAAGUCGGAUUUCGGCCAUGUUCCCGUUGUACGAAGCAGAAGUUCGUACCCAGCCCCACCUUCCGAAGCCCGCUUUCGGACCCAGCCCCGUCGUCCGAAACUUGCUUUCGGACCGUCUCCUGUGUUACGAAUCCGAUGUUCGUACCCUUCUGUCCGACGGCGGUAACCAACACCGCGAAAUAGGCUCCGCGUUUCUUGUCUUCGGCGACGAUCUCUAUUUCCGGCGACCUCUACCUCUGGUGAGCAGCAGCAGCUUUAGCCGUAGAGGAGGCAGAGAGCAGCGAGGGAGCGGGUUAUGAGAGGGAAUCAGGUUUUGGGAGGGAGGGGGAGGACUGGCUCCGCCUUUUGGGCCGGCGAUGUCUUUUCCGGUGAGCAGUAGUAGCUUUCAGCAGCAGAGGAUGCAGAGAGCGGCGGGGAAAGCGGAUUUUGGGGGUUAGGAUUAGGGUUUAAACCAUGAGAGUAAAUUUGUCUACGUUCAUAAAUAGGUGGGUGGCCAAUAGUAAAUAUGUGGGCGGCAAAUAGAAUUCUCAAAACUCUCCAGAAACCCUCUUCCCAAGUUAGUUCCCCCGCCGCCAGCACCCUCACCAGCAAAUAACUCCCCACCGCCAUCAUUUUCCCCAACCGCCCAUCCUAUUUUAAUUCUCACCGCAAGCCGAGAGGAGAACGAGAAAAGCAACAGCCUACGAGAGCAUCCACCAACGAGUUAAAGUAUCUGCAUUUGAGAGGUGAGUGUAAAAGGGGUAAAUUCUACGUCUUACGUACUUUUCUAAUAUUUGCCUUAUGUGUUUAAGAAGUUGUUUUAUGUGAAAUUGUGUGCUUGAUUAUGUUUAUUAUUGAUUAUUUGUGUUUUUUUUUAGCUAUGAUUUGAUGUGAUUUUUUGUUAUUUACCUUAAAGCUUUACGCUAAUUAUGCGUGAUUGUUAAAGUUUAAGAAGAAACAAGUUUUUUUUUUAAGUAUUUCACUUUAAAGAAGGUGAAACCGUUUUAAGAGUUAAUAGUCACUAGCGCCAGUCCGUUGCCAUUUGAGAUUUUGAGAUAGAGCAGCAGUUAUGCUCUUGAGACUUUUAAGAUGAGCAUCAGUUAUGCUCUUGAGAUACUUUGAGAUGAGCAGCAGUUAUGCUCUUGAGAAUCGUGGAAGAAGAGCCUUCCACGAUAAGUUUAAGAAAAGCCUGGAUGGGCU